UGUUUUAGUUAAAUUCUUUGGCGUACAGUGUGGCCGAGAAGUAGAUGUACAGUAAUUAGUUUUUUGUCACCUGUAUGUUAUUUAUUAUUCUGGUACACUCCACUUGUAAUUCUGAACGGGUUGAUCCGUAUUCAACAAAUGCUACCUCUGAAUUAACGAACUGCUUGCAGACAUAUUCUUUCAAAGUUCUGCGUAGAGUAACCACUCAAUGUAAUGUUUACUUGAUAUAGUCUGCUGUCACAGACGGGAAUAGGAAAGUUUUCCCUUCCUGUACGAGAGAAGUACAGGAUUACCAAAUGUCUGCUAAAUGCCGUCAAAUGAUAUUGCGUACCUGGUACAGGAGAUCGCACCCUGUUACCUUCAAGGGUGUAUAGCAUACCUACUAUGGGCUCAUGCCUUUGUAAAGAUCAAGAUUCACGAACUGAAGAAAGAACACAGAAUGGCUCAGCAGUUCAGUCCGCUCCCGUACACAUUCCAGCCGGAGAUUGCAGGGAAUGCCAUACAUCAGAAGAAAAUUGCGGAUUUUCGCAAAGGUUUCGUUCAUCAGCGACAGUUGACAGACUUGUUUUGGAAACGCUCAGCGUCAUUGGCUCAAUGGUCGAGAAUGAACAGGAGCCACCACCUGCCAUGUUGAGACUGCAUUCUAUAGCAGAUAGAGAGGAUGGCUGGAUUCAGGUGGUGAGCUCAAUGGUGCAUGUGAUUCCAAUGAAUGAUCCUCUUGGACCAGCUGUUAUCACAUUGUUAUUGGAUGACUGUCCUCUUCCAACAAAGGAGUCGGUGGUACGAUUGUCAAACAUGCUUUCACUGUCUGCAGCUGUUUCACACCGAGGGCGAGUGUCUCCCACAGAACAGAGGAAUGUGUGUGUUGUAUUAGGCUGCCUCGCAGAAAAACUUGCUGGCCCAUCGAGUAUUGCAAUACUGACGCCUGGCACUCUGGAUUACCUUAUUGCCAAUUUGAAUGAAAAUAUCAACCCAUCUGUAAUACUAUUUUCAUUAAUUGCACUGGAGAAGUUUGCACAAACAAGUGAAAACAAGGUGACUAUAAAGAAACGUCUGAAGGCAGAAGUUAAAAAUCCACUUACUUCUUUGGAAACUUGGGUAGGCUGUGAGCACUUUGUCAAGAGGCAAGUGGGCUUUUGUGCUCAGUGGUGUCUAGACAAUCUUUUUCUGAUAGAGGGACGUAAAUUCUCUUAUGAAUGUGUUGAUACUACUGGGAUAAAUGUCAUGCUUAACACAAAGGAUGUUAGUGAAUACCUCAAGAUCUCACCUGAUGGACUGGAGGCACGAUGCGAUGCUUACUCAUUUGAGAGUGUUCGCUGCACAUUCCAAGUUGACGAAGGUGUCUGGUAUUAUGAGACACAGGUAAUCACACCUGGUGUGAUGCAGAUAGGAUGGGCUACCAAAGAUUCUACGUUCCUUAACCAUGAAGGUUACGGAAUUGGAGACGAUGCUUUUUCUGUCGCAUAUGAUGGAUGUCGACGACUUAUAUGGCACGAUGCCCACAAUCGAGCUCAAGGCCAGUCAGCUUGGAAAGCAGGUGACAUCUUGGGGUGCCUUCUUGAUUUGACUGUGCCCGAGGCCAUCUUCUACCUCAAUGGGGAGGCCCUCGCACCCUGUACUGAUGUGUUUGGCAUUGCAAGGUCAGGAUUUUUUGCAGCAGCAAGUUUCAUGUCAUUCCAGCAAUGCCGUUUCAAUUUUGGUGCAACUCCAUACCGCUUCCCACCAAAGGAUCGCAACUUUCAGAGCUUUAACACGCAUGCCACUCUUGAUCCUGCAGACAAGGUUGUCCUGCCCAGGCAUGUACGUUUGGAGGAGCUUAGAAAACUGUCAGUGAGAGAGGACUCGUGCUCCCUCUGCUUUGACAGGCGUGCCUCUGUGCGCUUGGAGCCUUGUGGACAUCAGGGCUUCUGCUCCAGCUGUUGUACGCAGUUGUCAGAGUGCCCCAUGUGCAGGGCACCGAUUGCUUCCACUGUUCCAGAUAACCCUUCGUGAUACUGUGCCAUAUAGAAUUAGCCAAGACUGUCAGGAUUAUGGCAACAUCUUCCGUUCGAGGAAGAACAGCAUUAAGUCUGAGUGAUGUCGUGUGUUGUGACAAUAUGGCUGAAGCCUGCAGUUUUCAGUACAGAUGUCCUACUUAAUUUUGCAUUACGCAUACUGGUCAAUUUUUGUGAGGAGGACUACUACUAUAUUUAUUUGAUAUGUAUAGUUGUUACAGUGAAAGUGAUUUUGUAUUGUUUAAUUAUUAAAAGAGUUCUUAUAACA
Messenger RNA from Schistocerca cancellata (South American locust), 2262 nucleotides. Its product is annotated as RING finger and SPRY domain-containing protein 1-like. Bases 385 to 1992 code for a protein of 535 amino acids. Gene Ontology annotation, cellular component: cytoplasm. Lineage: Eukaryota; Metazoa; Arthropoda; Insecta; Orthoptera; Acrididae. Gene Ontology annotation, molecular function: ubiquitin-protein transferase activity; protein binding. The record is from RefSeq and is a predicted model, not a curated record. The transcript has 11 exons.